Molecule: messenger RNA, 726 nt
Organism: Naegleria fowleri
Lineage: Eukaryota; Heterolobosea; Eutetramitea; Acrasida; Naegleriidae
Exons: 1
Coding region: 1-726 (241 amino acids)
Source: RefSeq, a predicted model, not a curated record
AUGGGAGUAGAAUUAUCGACUUUUCAAGACGAUGAUGAGUACAGCCUUCAUCAUAGUUCUCAUGGUUCUGGAAAACUAUUAAUGUAUUGUGGAUGUCCGGUAGGAGAGAAUGAUACAAGCCGAUGUAAAAAUCCGCAUCUUCACGUUUAUCAUCGACAUUUGGAACACCACAACGACUCUUCAUCGGAACCACAAAUAAGCUUAUUUCCGGCGGAGCAAACAAGCGAUGUGCUCGGCGUUGGAUGGACGUUGAGCCAACUUUCCUCGAAUAGACAUUACUACCAAGGUGAUGGCGAGGGUGAACAGCUAGAGAAGGCUAAUACUCCUUCUUCUCAACACAAAUUCAAUGAUUUUGAUUCCACUUGCAAAGAGUUAAGGCCGAACAAGGAAGGAAUUUCGGGAGACCAUUUCAUGACUCAUGGACAUCCACUAGAAGGAGCAGAUUUGUCUGAUGAAGAAAUGAUUGAAAAAGUAAUGUAUCAACAAUGUGUUCUACAGUACCAUCUUAUGAUGUAUCACUUUCCUGCUCCAUUACCAGAAUUUUAUGAAAUGUACACUAGACAUAUUGGAAGACCUUUUUCUGAGUUGCAAGAUGAGUUUGAUUUGAAGCUAGAACAUUUCAUUCUUGCGAAUUACACUUUUCCUCCAAUUGAGAAAGGGAAACAAAGGGAGUCUCUUUUAGAUCAGUGCAACAAAUUUUUGGAUCAUUGUCUACAGCAUCGAUAA